AUGGUAGAUGAAGCUUAUCAUGAUUCUCUGUUUGAUGAGGAUAUAGUUGCAAUAGAUGGAGAAGGCGAUCCUAUAUUUAUAGAUGCAGAGGCAGCCCUAGCAAGAGGUGUAAUUAUUGAACCCACAGUAGGAAUAACAUUUAUUGACGAAGAUGAAGCUUAUGAUUAUUAUAAUAAGUACACAAAAUUGGUAGGGUUUGCUAUAAGAAAGGGAAGAACCAUUUGGAAACAUGGUAGAAAAAUUGGUCAGAUUAUAGAAUGUUGUAGGCAAGGUUUUCGUAAUCAGAUAUAUGGUAGGAGUGAAAAUGCUCGGCCCUACACAAAAUGUGGAUGUCAGGCAAGUAUCCGCAUUAAGAAGAAUGAGAAGUAG
Molecule: messenger RNA, 369 nt
Organism: Amborella trichopoda
Lineage: Eukaryota; Viridiplantae; Streptophyta; Magnoliopsida; Amborellales; Amborellaceae
Source: RefSeq, a predicted model, not a curated record